AUGAAAAUCAUACAACAAAUCGUCGUCAGUACUGGAAUUGGACCCCAGGCUAUAAUCGCCGGUUUAAGGUUACUUAGCUUAGAGGACGAGUCGUUCGGAACGAUACCAUAUUUGGGUACUUUUCUAACUGAUAUAACAAUGAUUAACACACGGUAUCCGAGUUAUACCCAGUGUUUGUCUGCAUUUCGAUUACUUAAAGCUCUUCACAACGGUUGUUAUGCUCUAGAAUUACGUCUAGGUUAA
Medioppia subpectinata is the source of this 243-nucleotide messenger RNA. The record is from the annotation of a GenBank genome assembly. Lineage: Eukaryota; Metazoa; Arthropoda; Arachnida; Sarcoptiformes; Oppiidae.